Molecule: messenger RNA, 1208 nt
Organism: Hypomesus transpacificus
Lineage: Eukaryota; Metazoa; Chordata; Actinopteri; Osmeriformes; Osmeridae
Gene: anxa14
Product: annexin A14
Exons: 13
Coding region: 140-1087 (315 amino acids)
Cellular component (GO): cytoplasm
Molecular function (GO): calcium-dependent phospholipid binding; calcium ion binding
Source: RefSeq, a predicted model, not a curated record
UUGACAUAAGAGUGGAACAAAGAUACAACACUGAUAAGGAAGGUGGUCCACCACAGACACCUGCUCACAUUUCAGUCUGACAUAGAUGCUCUCCUUCUACACAGCAUACUUCAGCCUUGGUCACAGUUGAAGAUCAGCUAUGGACUCAAUAUUUCUGACAUCUUCUGAUAUGUCCUGGGGUUCCCUGGGGACCGUGAGGUCCUACUCAAACUUCCACGCUGACAGGGACGCGCUGGAGAUCCAAACCGCCCUGGAGCAGAAAGAUGCCAACAACCUGGUCCGAAUCUUGACUAACAGGAGCAAUGCCCAGAGGCAGCAGAUCUUGGAAGUUUACCAGUCCAUCACUGAGAAGGCCCAGGACUUGGUUGCUGGGGUGAAGAAGGCUGUGUCUGGAGACCUGGCCACUCUGCUGCUGGGCCUCAUGAUGACCCCUCUGCACUUCCAGGCUCACCGCUUACGCAUGGCAAUGGAGGGCUUGGGCACAGAUGAGGAAACUCUGCUGGAAAUCCUGUGCACCACAUCCAGUCAGCAGCUCAAAGACAUCUCUGCUGCUUACAACACCAUGUUCCAGAAAGAUCUGGAGAAGGAUCUGAAGGGAGAGAGCAGUGGUGACUUCACCAAGCUGCUCAUGGCUCUGCUCAGGAGAGAGGAAAGUGUUGGUGGACUACAAACAGACACAGAGGCUCUCUCUCAAGCUCUUGAUGCUAAGAAGGCAGACCCCUGGAUUGCCAUAUUGACUACUAGAAACCCAGACCACCUCAAUAAAGUGUUGAACAGGCUGGAAAGUGAGAGGGAACAAAUGGUGGAUGAAGCUCUUCAGAAACGGUUCAGUGGUGACCUGAGACUGGGCCUGCAAACAUUAGUGUGCUGCAUAAGAAAUCCUCAUCUGUACCUAGCCCAAAGACUGGAGAAUAUGAAGACUGCCGUGGUACAGGGGGUGAUGGUGACCCACUGUGAGGAGGACCUGCUGUGUGUGAGAGCAGCCUUCCUCAGGAAGACCGGCACCUCGCUCUACACCGCCCUGCAGAAACCAUUCACAGGGGAGCACCUGCAGGCUCUGCUGGGUAUCUGUCGAUCUGAGGACUAACGUUCCUUCAUCAUUUUUUGUUCCUUUAAUUUUGGAAGUUUCCUGUGCUGUCUCAGUCUUUGAUAAUGGCAUACACAAAACAAGAAAAUAAACAUGAUCAUCCUUCUCAGAUUUAGGAUAA